Messenger RNA from Penicillium argentinense, 1059 nucleotides. RefSeq names its product zinc-binding alcohol dehydrogenase family protein. The record is from RefSeq and is a predicted model, not a curated record. Gene Ontology annotation, molecular function: oxidoreductase activity, acting on NAD(P)H. The transcript has a single exon. Lineage: Eukaryota; Fungi; Ascomycota; Eurotiomycetes; Eurotiales; Aspergillaceae. Bases 1 to 1059 code for a protein of 352 amino acids.
AUGCCAUCUCAGCACGCCAUUGUCGCAGAAGCCCCUAGCCGGGUCCGACUUGUGUCAAAUGUCGAAAUACCUCAGCCAGGAGAAGACGAAGUUCUAGUCAAAAUUCAUUCUAUUGCUUUGAACCCCGUAGACUGGAAGACUUUGGCCUACUCCAGUACCCCGGGGGCUAUCAGCGGAUGCGACUUUUCAGGAGUCGUGGCAGGUCCUGUUGGUGCCAAAUGCAAACGGGCGCUGAGAGAAGGAGAGCGAGUCUGUGGAUGGGUGAUGGGUGCGAAUCCUCUCCGUCCAUCCAAUGGAUCCUUUGCGGAAUAUGUCGCCGCAAAGGCUGAUUUACUCUAUCGAAUUCCGGAAAAUGUCACCUUCGAGAACGCGGCUACUAUUGGGAUCGGGGCGACAACUGGCGGACUGGCCUUGUUCAAAACCCUCGGUCUUUCCUUUGCCGAACGCAAGGUGACCCCGUCCUCACCAUCGGUGCUUGUGUAUGGCGGAGCAACUUCGUCGGGUAUCAUCGCCAUCCAACUUCUGCGGGUAGCUGGAUAUCGGGUCAUCGCCGUGUGUUCGUCCAGGAACUUCGGCUUUGUCAAAGAUCUUGGCGCAGAAGUGGCAUUCGAUUACCACUCGGACACAUGCGGCAAGGACAUCCGUGCCUAUACACAAGACGAUCUUGGUUAUGCGCUAGACUGCAUUUCCAGUACGAGCAGCAUGGGGAUCUGCUACGACGCCUUGCGCAGUCAGCCGGGUGCGCAGUACGUGUCGCUCGACCCGUUCCCGGACCGUGUGCAGCGCUUGCGACCGGAGGUCGCCGCCGAAUGGAUUCUCGCCUUCACGGUGACCGGGGAAGAGGUGGGGCUUGGCGGGGCCUUUCAUCGGGACCCAACGCCUGAGGACUAUGAAUUCGGUGUUUCCUGGUGUCCGAAGAUUGAUCGGAUGCUAGAAGAGGGGAAACUUCAUCCGCAGCAGCCCACGGUUGUGGAAGGGGGUUUGGCUGGAGUGGCCGAUGGCCUCGAGAGGCUGAAGAAGGGCGAAGUGCAUGCAUCAAAAUUAGUGUAUGUGCUCUAG